Messenger RNA from Mus pahari (shrew mouse), 7123 nucleotides. It is a transcript of the gene Pigq, whose product is annotated as phosphatidylinositol glycan anchor biosynthesis class Q. Gene Ontology annotation, cellular component: membrane; endoplasmic reticulum. NCBI's taxonomy places the organism in Eukaryota, Metazoa, Chordata, Mammalia, Rodentia, Muridae. Bases 146 to 1891 code for a protein of 581 amino acids. The record is from RefSeq and is a predicted model, not a curated record. Gene Ontology annotation, biological process: GPI anchor biosynthetic process. The transcript is spliced from 11 exons.
CCGGCGGAAAUGGUGCUAAUGUCCCGUGGCGGGCCUGGGAGCCGCAAACACGGUCGUCCUCCCGGGCCCGCCGAACGCGGCGCCCAACCCAGUUCCUUCCCUACCGCUCGGGGACGCGGCCCCGGGGACCAGCUGGGCUCCCAGCAUGGUGCUCAAGGUCUUCUUCCCCACAUGCUGUGCCUCGGCAGACAGUGGCCUGUUAGUGGGACGGUGGGUCCCAGGACAGAGCAGUGCUGUGAUCCUGGCUGUGGUACACUUUCCCUUCAUCCCCAUCCAAGUCAAGGAGCUCCUGGCCCAGGUGCAGGAGGCCAGCCAAGUACAAGUGGCUGUGCUAGGCACCUGGUGCCACCGUCAGCAAGAACCACAGGAGAGUCUGGGGAACUUCCUGGAGGGUCUGGGUGCCAUCUUCUCCCAUGAUCCCUGGUUGCAGCUUUGCCGGGAGAGGGGUACCAGAUUCUGGAGCUGCCAGGCCACUUACCCUCAGAUGUCUAACGCUCUGGACACACACACUGAAGAGCAGGUCAUGCUCAUUUUCUAUGAUCAGCGCAAGCUGCUGCUCUCCUGGCUGCAUCCACCUCCCGUCCUGCCCGACUGCCAGAUGGGAGACACUGCAGCCAGCACCGGAGGCCUAGCUGACAUCUUUGACACAGUGGCACGCAGCGAGGUCCUCUUCCGAAGUGACCAAUUUGAUGAGAGACCCGUACGCCUGAGCCACUGGCAAUCAGAGGGAGUGGAGGCCAGUAUACUUGUGGAAUUGGCAAAGCGGGCCUCUGGGCCUGUCUGCCUGCUGCUGGCUUCUCUGUUGUCCCUGAUGUCAGCAGCUAGUGCUUGCCGGCUCUGGAAGCUGUGGCCCCUUUCCUUCAUCAGAAGCAAGCUCUCCACUUGUGAGCAGCUCCGUCACCGGCUGAAGCACCUCUCCUUCAUCUUCAGUACCGAGAAAGCCCAGAGUCCCAUGCAGCUGAUGAGGAAGGCCAACAUGCUGGCUUCUGUGCUACUGGAUGUGGCCCUUGGCUUGCUGCUGCUCUCUUGGCUCCACAGCAAUAACCGAAUUGGACAGCUGGCCAAUGCCCUGGUCCCUGUGGCUGAUCGCGUGGCUGAGGAGCUCCAGCAUCUGUUGCAGUGGCUGAUGGGUGCUCCUGCUGGGCUCAAGAUGAAUCGGGCACUGGAUCAGGUGCUAGGCCGCUUUUUCCUGUACCACAUCCAUCUGUGGAUAAGCUAUAUCCACCUUAUGUCCCCCUUUAUUGAGCACAUCCUGUGGCAUGUGGGACUCUCAGCCUGCCUUGGACUGACUGUUGCUCUGUCCAUCUUUUCGGAUAUCAUCGCCCUUCUCACCUUCCACAUCUAUUGCUUCUAUGUCUACGGUGCCAGGCUGUACUGCCUGAAGAUCUAUGGCCUUUCCUCUCUCUGGCGUCUGUUCCGGGGGAAGAAGUGGAAUGUUCUGCGCCAGCGAGUGGAUUCUUGUUCCUAUGACCUUGACCAGCUCUUCAUUGGGACCUUGCUCUUCACCAUCCUGGUCUUCUUGCUACCUACCACCGCUCUGUACUACCUGGUAUUCACCCUGCUCCGGCUCCUGGUGAUCACUGUGCAGGGCUUAAUCCAUCUACUUGUAGACCUCAUCAAUUCCCUGCCACUAUACUCCCUUGGCCUUCGACUCUGCCGACCCUACAGGCUGGCAGCUGGUGUGAAGUUCAGAGUUCUGGAAAAGGAGGCAGGCAGGCCCCUCCGCCUCCUGAUGCAGAUAAACCCCCUGUCCUAUAACCAUGUGAUGCACGCCUACCGUCUACCUAGCUGUGGCUGCCACCCCAAGCACUCCUGGGGUACCCUGUGCCGAAAGCUGUUCUUCGGAGAGCUCAUCUACCCCUGGAGGCAGAGAGAGGACAAACAGGACUGAGGAGCUGGACACAGCCUACCCAUAGCUACUGCACAGCCAUCACACCUCCUCUCUGCCAGGACAGCACUGACCAUGGGGUCCUCUCAGGUCCCACAAGGGCCAACCAAACACUCUGUACUGAAUGUAGGCAGGCCUUACCCUCUGCUCUCGGACCCUGCCAGCUUCAGACCUGCACUCUGUCUAGCACAGUGGUUCUCAACCUUCCCAGAGCUGACCCUUUAAUAUACUUCCUCAUAAAAUUAUUUUCAUUACUACUUCAUAACUGUUAAUUUUGCUACUGCUAUGAAUCAUGAUAUAAUAUAAAUAUCCGUGUUUUCUGACAGUCAUAGGCGAUCCCUGUGAAAGGGUCAUAUGACACCCCUCCCCAAAGGGUUGAGAACCACUGCUCUAGUACCACCUAUGUAGGGACCCACAUGGUUUUUGUAGUCAUUACAGUGAGCCUGAUUCCUAGGAGUACCUGGACUCUGUGGGAUACGCUGGCAGGUCCUCUUGGCUGCUUUAUUGGGUGGGAGCACUCCUGGGCACCUGGUACACUUCAUAAGCCUCCGCAGAACAUUUCCAUUGGGAAACAGAGGUAGCUGCUGAUCCCUUACCCCCUGGAACUAAUCCUUCAUGCUGCACUUCACUGGGCUUGCUUGCUGCUCCCUGGAGAGUACUCUGUGAAGUUGCUGCUAUAGGCCUCUGGGUGACUGGGUACCUGCCAGCCUGGCUGCCCUGUUCUUGCUUAGUGCUCCAGGUAUGGGUAGGCCCUCUGGCAAAAUAUUCUGUCUUCUCUUAUAGACUCCUUAUGGGACCAGGUAGCUUCCUUCUGCACAGGCACUUCGUGAGACUCAUUGUGUGAAUGACCUUGGGGUGGUGAAAUGGCCAGGGUUAGUUCCCUAACACUUAGUGGGACCCCAUGUGAGCUAGUCCCUAGGGGGCAGGAAACCUCACUGUCUGAUGGUCUAGAAUUGUCUGCUGUGGGCAGGAGGGGACAGCUGGCCCAGCCUCUCUUUCAGGGGCACUUGUGACUAUUGACAUUGGUUUGUCUGAGCCUGCUUCCUCUUGCUACAGGUCACAGCCAUUCUUAAGCAGCCAGUGGAGGGUUUUGGUGAAGAUGAAUCCUGAUUGUGUGGUGACAAUAAAAUUUCAUGAAUCUGGAGUACCAGCUUGGGUGUGCUGCUAGUCUGCCAGGCUCUAGGUGGGUGGGCUAGGCGGAACACUGGUGGGCUAGGCGGAGCACUGGUGGGCUAGGCGGAGCACUGGGCUACCCCAGAUGACUAUCAUUGCUUCCUGCCUAAGGCCUCUGCAGAGGCUCUGCUGAGUUGCGGCCCUAAGCACUUGUGGACGUCAUAGAUAGGUGAACAGAGCUAGAGGCUCAGUGCCUCUGGCCAUAGUUCCACCCUGAUCCCAGGGCCUGGGAUAGAGUCUUGUAGGGCUGGGGUUGUCUGCGCUGGGCUUUGAGUAUGUGGAUUCCAUACAAAGUAGAGCACUGCCCUGGACUGACAAGUUUCUCUAUGUAGUCUUGGCUAUCCCAGAACUCACUCUGUAGACCAGGCUGGCUCACACACACAGAUCAGCCUGCCUCUGCCUCCCUAGUGCUGGGACUGAAGGAGUGUGCCAAUACCACGCGUCUUCAACUGAUUCUUAGCAUCUGCAGUCUUCGGAUGCCUCCAGGCCUGUUGUCCUGGUUAUGAAGAAGGGGCCCUCAGUUGCUUUCUAGCCUGGGACUCCGCAAAGGAUCAGUAUAAGCCAACCGGGGAGUGCCAUAGGGCCCCGUGUGAUCCUGUGCCCAGAUAGAGCCUGCUGAAAAUAGCAAUCAUGCAAUACUGGGUGCUACACUCUAGGCAGGCCUUACACUUGUCUCUUGGUAACCCUUUGGAGUCAGCUGCACACAGAUUACCACUUCUGUGCAUGCAUUUUCCCCCUACUCUGCCUGGCUACCCUUACCCAUCCUUUAGCUUCCUGCUCUCAUCCUUUCACUUCUGACCUCAGCCCAGCUGGCCCUGUCAUGAGGUCAGUCUGGCAACUGUCCUUGUGUGCGGCAGGGUACUAGGCUGUCUGCCCUUCUGAGGACCAGUCAGGGCCUGGCACCAGAGCUGGCCAAAUGAACACUGGCCAUUGGAGCCAAAAGAGUUGUCUCUUGCAGAGAGCUGUGCCCAUGGAGGUUUUCUGAUGAUGCUCAGACACAGCUCAUGUAUGUCUAACAACAAGGGCUGAUGUUUGGGUGGCCAUUACUUUGAUGGACAGGUGCCUUGCCUUUCCCAGGAGCUGUCAGGGUUCCUAUCACAAUCUACCCUCCUUUGUAACUGAAAGAAGCUUGUCUGCAGGUACUUGGGACAUGAACAUGGCCUGACUUUUCAUUCUGUCUCCACUAGCUGCCAUGUCCAUCACUGUGUCUGAAUCUGUCUACUUAUGAGAGGUUCUAGGGCCUCUUGUUGCCAGUCUAAGGCCAGGACCUCUGAGUAAUUGAAACAUUUCUUUUUUGAAAUAUGUAUCAUGUGUUUCAGGCUGGUCUCAACUUGCUACAUAGCUAAAGAUGACCUUGAACUGCUGAACUUCCUGCCUCUACUUCCUGAGUAUUGAGAUUACAGUUACAUAACACACAAUUUAUGGAGUGCUAAGGAUCAAAUCCAGGAUUUCAUGAAUGCUAGGCCAACUGUCAACUGCCAAUUUCCAGCCAAACUGGAAUGUUUUGUGGCUGCUUCCUGAGCUUCCUGGACUCGUGGCUUUUUGGGCCUAGGGUCUGUCCCCUUAUGUAUGAUUCCCAGAAUUCUCAGAGGACUGAGGGUCCCACCCAGAGUGGGGAAGUUAGUCUUAGUCUGUUCUUUUUAAUUAUAACAAAAUGCAAGAGCCCAGAUGUGUUAUCAAUAGAGGUUCAUUGGCUUGUUCUAGAGGCUGAAAAUCUCAGGCCAUUGGCACAGCAUCUGGCUGUGGGCAUUUUUGCCAAACAACAUGGUGCCAGGCAUCACAUGGUGAGAACAAAGCAAGUGUGCUAGCUCAUUUUUCCUCUAAGGCCACUAAUGCCACCAUGGGAGCGACCCUCAUGACUUCAUCUACUAAUUACCUCCCAUUAGUCCUGCCUGACAAAUUGUGAAAUAAGAUGUGGCCACCAUGCUGCUCAGUCCACUCAGACUCAAAGGCCCGUCUCUGUUUCUGGAAAUAUUCUCAUGGAUAGCCUUGAGGUAAAGUGUGAUCAGUUUUCUCGGUGUUCUUUAAAUAUAGUCAAGCUAACAGCUGACUUCAAUUGUCACGGCCAGUGUGUGUCUCUGGAAAGGGGGGUUAGGUUAUUCUCAGCCCCCAUGGAUGAACAUCCCUAUUUCAAACCUCACACCUCUAAAGAAAGGCUCUCACCAUCAUUACAGCCAGCACGGGGUGAGAGCCGUCAGAACAGAGGCAAAGCUCAAGGCUGGGCAUAGUGACCUCUACAAGGGGGGAUCUCCCUGAUAACCAGGUUGUGGCUCUCAAGACUCAGUUCUCAGCUACUCAUCAGCUGAGGAUCAGGACUUUCUUAUUAAUUAAUUAAUCUUAUUAUGAAAUCUAUGUGAUCCAGAGUUCAGGGACUGGCCACUCCUGGACAAAACAUAGCCAGGAAAAAAAGAAAAGAAAAGAAAAAGAUACAGGUAAUACCGCUGGGAUCCUUCAGGGAUUCAGAGUGAGCUGAGAAGUUCUGUUGGAAGGCCUUAGGGUGGUUCUGCCUUCCUGGACUCAGGAGCCUCCACCCUACACACCCUUGACCAAGAGAAUAGUGGGAAAGCCUGUCCCUGAGGCAGGUGAGGAGAGCUUUGAUACCAUUUCUCAGGCACCGUACCCUCACAAACCUUCCCUGAAUAUUGUGUCAAACCAAGUGGCUGUGUUCACAGGGUCAAGAUGCUCAGUAAAGGCUGUAUCUUCAGCUUAGGAGGGAGAGAGUCACUCAGUGUGGGGCUGCUGGAAUGAAGGAAGGGUACCUGUUGCUGGAGGGAAGGCCUAGAUCCAACAGUCCCUUGGAGAAAAGACCCCUUGUAGGGUUUUUUCUUCAUUCUUUCUUGGAGACAGGGCCUGUGUAGGCCCGGUCUUGAACUUGCAUCAGAAUCCCAAGUGUGCUGGGAUUAGAGGUGUGAGCCACCAUACCUGGCUGCUGGGGUGUGUGUGAGUGUGUGUUUGUGUGUGUGUGUGUGUUUCACAUUCCUUAAGUACUGGUGUGAUAUAACCUGGAAUUACUGAAUUCUAAUUUCACCUUUGAACAUUUGAUGUUACUUUUAGCAUCAGCAGACUUGGUAACUGCCUGAUGCUACAUGAUAUCCACCGAUUGAUUAUUCAGUCUGUGCUAACCUGAGGGAUUGUCCAGUGAUUCACAUUCUGUACAAUCUGGGAAAACCAGCUGGUGGCAAUGGCAAGAAUAGUGUCACUGAAGUGGUCACACAGUUAAAGAGACAGGUUUCAGUGUAGGAGUCAAAUGGACUUCCUGGCCUUUCCAUGUGCUUGUCCAGUCACAGCUCCCUUCUGCUCUGGCCACCACACAUGGCAACUCAGCUUCACCCUGCCUGUGUAUUGUUGACAUGACUGUGUGAGUACGGGUGCUCAGAUGGACAGAAGAGGGCAUUGGGUCCCCUGACUAUGGAGUUGUAGGUGGUCGUGUGCUGUGGUACUGAGAGCCAAAUUCCAAUCCCGCACAAGUACAGCAACCAUUCCUAACUGCUGAGCCAUCUGUCCAGCACCUUCAGUAAGCCAGGAUUUGUUAUGUAGCUCAAGUUGGUCUUGAACUCAUGGCAAUCCUCCUGCCUGAGUAUUAGGACUAUAGGCAUGUGUCACCUACCUAGCCUGCUUAGGAAGAGGUCCUUGCCUUCCCAGCAGCCAGGAGAGCUGUCAGCUGUGGAUACCUCUGUGCUCAGUGGGCACCUCAUCACUGGUGGCACACUGCCCAGACUUGUGUUCAGUGGUCAUGUGAAGGAGCAGCCCCAAGUCAGCACUGAUGGCAUCUUCUCUUGGCCUCCUGUCUCAAUACCCCAAGUAGCUGGGCUUAUAAGCUUCUGCCAUCACAGAGGUUUGGGGUUUUUGUUUUUGUUUUGUUUCACUUUGUUUUUGAGACAGGGUUCCCCUGUGUAACAAGCUCUGAUUGACUGUCAUUUUGUAGACCAGGUUGGUCUCAAACUCAGAGAUUGGCCUGCCUCUGCUUCCCCAGUACUGGGAUUUACAUGCCCUGUCAAAAUUCAUUCUUGGGACUGGAGAGAUGUCUUAGUGGUUAAGAGCACUGACUGCUCUUUCAAAGGU